AUGGAGAGCAAUUCUCAAAGCAGCAGUCAACGAACUCUGUGGAAAGAUGUUGAGAGUGGAAAGGAGAAAACAGCCCGGUAUCGAAGUUACCAAUGGGGGGCCAUAAUUCUUGGGCUGCUUUUCUUGACCUUGGCCAUAUGCUUCUUUGCUUUGAGAUACUUUUGGAGCCCAAGUCCAGGAAAGGUCUAUGACCAGCCCUAUAAAGCAGUGCUGGACGGGAUGGAAACUGACAGCGUGAUGGAAAUUGACCCCGCCCACCACGUGGAGGUCUUCAGAAUGGGUAACGGCAGUGAUGAAGUCCUGGAGGUCCACGACUUUAAAAAUGGAAUCACUGGGAUUCGCUUUGCCAAACACCAGAGAUGUUACAUCAGGACCCAAACCAAAGAGCUGCCAAAACUCACAGAACUGAAGAACGAAGAUGCCGAAAUUGAGGUGAGUGAGACAGGAGACGUUGACAUGCAGGUGGAGGAGUCCCAGGUGUGGAUUCCUGUUGAGGAGCCGAUUGCUAACAGAGCUUUUCUUCUCAACUCGAAAAUCUGGGAGAUCUGCCAGAAUCUGCCUAUUCACUGGAUCCACCCAUCUCCUCUCAGAGACGCUGACUUUCACGAUGUAGAGGAUGUUGAGGAUCCCACCGAGAUUGAGGUGAAAGGCCGGCGUGAAACCAGGGAUGUUCUUGAUCAUCUGCCAGUAAAUGACUAUAGUGAAAUUGGACUUCAACUGGACAACAGCCUGGAUGAGCAAGGCUACUGCUGCCAGUACUGUCGCCGUGGUUACCGCUACUGCCGGAAAUACCAUGAGCCUCUGCGUGGGUUCUGGCCAUAUCCAUACUGGUACCAAGGAGGCCGAGUCAUUUGCCAGAUUGUUAUGCCCUGCAACUGGUGGAUUGCACGCAUGCUUGGAAGAGUCUAG
Molecule: messenger RNA, 909 nt
Organism: Chanos chanos (milkfish)
Lineage: Eukaryota; Metazoa; Chordata; Actinopteri; Gonorynchiformes; Chanidae
Gene: tnmd
Product: tenomodulin
Exons: 7
Coding region: 1-909 (302 amino acids)
Biological process (GO): negative regulation of angiogenesis; negative regulation of endothelial cell proliferation
Source: RefSeq, a predicted model, not a curated record